Messenger RNA from Anopheles stephensi (Asian malaria mosquito), 1144 nucleotides. RefSeq names its product mediator of RNA polymerase II transcription subunit 28-like. Lineage: Eukaryota; Metazoa; Arthropoda; Insecta; Diptera; Culicidae. The record is from RefSeq and is a predicted model, not a curated record. Gene Ontology annotation, cellular component: mediator complex.
AAACGUCAACACAAUAACACAAUUUUUUGUUUGUUUCCGUGGACGUUCCUCGGCACUGUCCACAAUCGAUAAAGGAAAAAGGAUAAUUUAGCUAGUUUUGGUGCAUUUUUUCGUUCUGACCUGUCCGUAGUCAGGUCGCUGAAAUGGCAUCCUCGUCGAACGGUAGCGGUAAUUUAGUGGAUGAGCUCGAGGAAGCAUUUCAGUCUUGUAUACAUGCCCUCACCAAGGAAGAAUCGGCUACCGGUAUCGACAAGGAUGAAAUUAAGGUGGAGGUCGAUCAAACCACACUCAAGUUCAUCGACCUGGCCCGCCAGAUGGAAGCAUUCUUUCUGCAAAAGCGAUUCCUGCUGUCCGCCCUCAAACCGGACCUACUGCUGAAGGAGGAAAACUUUGACCUGAAGCAAGAGAUAGGCCGCAAGGAUGAGCUGAUACGCAAGCAUUACGAAAAGAUCGAAUCCUGGAAACAGUUGCUGUCGGAUCAGCAAAAUUUCAACAAACCGAUACAAUCGAUGCCACCGGAUAUGCGUGGCAAUCUGGCGGGUGGUGCACGUGCCCCGGCCGCGCUGAUGGCUAGCGGUGGCAUGAAUCUGCCAAUGCAGGUCAGCAAAACACUGCAAAACCAACACCAACAGCAGAUGCAACAAAUGCAGGUGCAACAACAGCAGCAGCAACAGAUGCAGCAGCAAAUGCAACAAUCCAUGCCGAUGGGUGCAUCGAACGCGCAGCUGUUCCAGCAGGGUGGGAUGCCGCGCGGUGUAGGACCGGCGGGGUCGGGUGCCGGAUUUCCGCCCGGUGCCGGCCCGAACCUGCAGGGCCCGUUAGCGUACCUGGAGAAAACGGCUAGCAAUAUAGAUCUAGUGGGCCUUGGCGAUGGUCGAAGGUGACGCGGGCGGGGCAGGGGACGCGGUAGAGGUCGGGGCCGAGGAAGAGGUCGUGGACGCGGCAGUGUGGCCGAGUUCCACAGUGGCCCACUAACCUGAGGCUGGGGCAUGGGCGGGAUGGAACAGCGGGAGGGCAUUGUUUGCCAACCCGGCCCGGACAACAUCCUCCAUCCAACCAUGUCCCCCCUCGCCAGAGCUCGCGUAUUUCUUCGUCUACCGGUUGUGGUGCAUGGUUAGGGGCCCUCGGCCGUCAAUCAAACCGU